Molecule: messenger RNA, 681 nt
Organism: Phanerochaete carnosa HHB-10118-sp
Lineage: Eukaryota; Fungi; Basidiomycota; Agaricomycetes; Polyporales; Phanerochaetaceae
Exons: 4
Source: RefSeq, a predicted model, not a curated record
GCGUCUGCGUUUACCUACGAAAGGCUCGACAAAAACAACAGUGUUCUGCUCGUAGUCGACCACCAGGAGGGCCUCUACCAGGUGGCCCGGGACAUCCCUGCAGUCGAGAUGAAGGCGAACAUCCUUGCGCACGCUGCGCUCGCCAAGGUGUUCAACUUGCCUACCAUCCUGACAACCAGUGCCGACCAAGGUCCUAACGGCCCUCUGACUGAGGAAAUCGUUAAACUGCAUCCCGACGCGCCCUUUAUUCACCGCCAGGGCGAGGUCAACGCCUGGGACAACGCUGACUUUCGUGCCGCCGUCGAGGCGACCGGCAAGAAACAAGUCAUUCUUGCCGGUAUCACGACCGAUGUCUGCACGGCGUUCCUCGCGCUCUCUCUGAAGGACGCCGGCUACAGCGUCUUCGCCAAUAGCGACGCCUCGGGCACGUUUGACGUCAAGACGGCUCAAGAUGCUAACGACCGCAUGCGUGCUGCUGGCGUCAAUGUCCUCUCCAUGUUUGCCGUCGCGCUCGAGCUCAUGCGUGACUGGCGCAACACCCCGGGUUCCCCCGAAAUGCUGCCCUUCUUCGACCAGUAUCUGCCCCAGUACGGGUUCCUGGCGAGGAGUCACGAUGCGGCCGUGCUCAACGGAACGCUCUCUGCUCUGAACACAACCCUUGAUAACCAGUACCCAGUCUAA